Molecule: messenger RNA, 1563 nt
Organism: Suillus subalutaceus
Lineage: Eukaryota; Fungi; Basidiomycota; Agaricomycetes; Boletales; Suillaceae
Exons: 6
Coding region: 1-1563 (520 amino acids)
Source: RefSeq, a predicted model, not a curated record
AUGUCCUCCGCUGCACACCAACUUAUCGCCUGCUGCCAACAAUGCUUUCACCUUGCAGCUACAGCUGGAGGACCCAAAGCAUCUCAGCAUUGCCAUGGACAUGGCAAAAUUGAUGCACGAAGUCUUUUCCACACACGCCGAAAGGGUGACCAUCCUGUCACCUUUGGUGUUGUCUGCUGGUGCCGAGUUGAUGAACCACAUGGACGAAGACAGGACCGCUUUGGUCACCUGCACCCGUCUGGGCCAACAUCGUUGCUGACGAUCCUCGCAUCCGAGGCCAUCCUCUCUUCCCCGCCACUGCUGGUUACUGAAAGCAGCAGCAGCAGCAGCCGUCCCCGCCAAGAGCUGGCCCAUCUCAGCCAAAGGGUGUUCCUCGCGCCGAUGAUGCCGAAGAGCGAGGGCGAGGCAUUGAGCGUGGUAAGCACUCUCGGGCUACUAAUGCUAGGAGCCAAAGUCGGCCUGGCGCAAUCCAAGCGUCAACGGCAGAAGUCUAAGGCCAUCAUCACCAGUGAUGAUGACCUUGAGCUAGACGAGGUGGUUCCAAUGGUGCCAGUUCACAAGGAGCAUGCCGUCAACAUGAUCUACAAACCUGGUCAACUCACCAAGGUGGUUACCGAGCAGAAGACUCGCCGUUCUCUCCGGCACUCUGUUGUCGCCAGCGAUGAUGACAUGGACGCCAACUGCAGCAACCAACACUGGCCCUGCACCCAAGAUGGGUGUGCCAUAUGUGGAAUUGCCGAAAACAUUGCAACCCAACAUGUUGAACCAUCAGUGUCAGACACCACCACCACCGCGCAGAAUGAGGAUGAGGUUCCUACUCAUCCAUCCACAUCCAUCCCUCCACCAACCUCUGCCUCUACUGACCGCGACAGCAUGUUGGCUUUGCAGGCUGAAGUUGCCACACUUUGCACUGCAGUCGCCGCAUUGGAGGACCAGGUUGUCGCCGGUGACAAGCGGUGCGAAGAUGCCAACACCAGAUUGGCAGAACAAGAGGCAAGGUCUGCACUCCUCGCUGAAAGAUUCGAUGAGCUCCUCUGGAAGUUGCUGCCGGCAGCUACAUCUGCAACCACUGAGUGCGGUGCUGAGGCUACUGGUGAAUUGGCUGCUGGCGAAUUGCUUGCCAGUGACUCCACCACUGAGGCGUCCAGCACAUCUGCCGACCCCGCCGGCGAAGCCACAGGUCAAUCGGCCGCUGUCCCAUUGACACACACUGCCAAGUCCUCCCAUGAAUCUGCUGCUGGUCCAGCAAACCUUGUGGAUGACUCGCCUGUGCUCAUUGGCUUCUCUGGCGGCGGAAUGAUUUCCCACCUGUUUGUACUGUUGUCUGAAUAUCUUUUGUGGCCGCCGUUCAUUUUAUGUAUAUACAUUCGUUCAAACACUACCAGUUCACCCUGCGAGCCCACCUGUGGUCACCACGAUACAUUGGCAGGGCCCACCUGUAUAGGUGGUGACAACAUCUGGGCCCGCAUGGCUAUUCCAGUGUUUCUGAAUGGGCCAACCGUUCACAUGGAGAAAAUCGGACAACUGCUGCCAUGCCCAUAUGAUUUCGCUGGCCGUGAUUAA